GGGAUAUUGGUGAGCUGAAGCUCCGCCUUGUUUUCCGCGAACCGGAAGCGCUUCUCGCUCCAGCUGGUUGUCAUUUCACUCUGUGCUUGGUCCUGACUGGAAGGACGGGGAGGAGCGGCGGAGAGACGGGUAGACACACAACAGGGAUCAAAGCAGCCACCCUCCCCCUCCUCCGUUCCCAGACACCGGCAAAACAAAAUCCUCUCCUCACAUUCACAAUUGAAAUGCUUUGAAUUUGAAGCGCCGCUCACGUAAUCUACGUUUGGUUUUUCUCAGACACCGGUGAAGGGCUGCUCGCAGGGAACACGAACGCUGUCAUUUCAGACGAAUCCUACUAUCACCUUCUACGCAGAAACAUAAUCGCACCGAUAUAUAUCAAGAGGGAAAACAGCUGGUGUCACUGACAUGCAGGUUUCAUGAGGCUACAGAGAGAACAACGACCCAGCCAGCUACAGCCAAGAGGAGAUCUCAUUGAACCCGCCUAUAGUCUGCUUGUUGCCUUUUUACUCGGACUGAGCAAGAUAAAAAAAAAAAGCCUCUCGAUGACAGGAAAAUUCCGAUUGAUCCCUUUGCACUUAAUGGAUUGAAGCUGAGGGGGGGACAGGCACAACCCGAUUUCUGUAAACCAAAGAAUAUUCGGUGUAUUCCACCCAUUUCUUCCCCCUCCUCCCUUGCCAAAGGAGGCCCUUUAUUCUCUGCUAAAUGACUGAAGAAGAUUAGCAUUCGUGUGUUCAGAGAGAUUAUUAUCAGCAUAUCAACAAUCGUACUGACCCAAGGAGGCUUAUAUUUAUUAAGCACAAUUUGGCUUCACCCAGAUAAUUUUUCCCCCCCCAACAUUUGUAAUAAAUGGGGGAUUACGGGUUUGGAGUGCUGGUUCAAAAUAACACUGGGAACAAGUCAGCUUUUCCAGUCCGAUUUCAUCCACAUCUGCAGCCCCCUCAUCAUCAUCAGAAUACAAGCCCCAGCCCCGCUGCUUUUAUAAAUAACACAGCUGCCAAUGGCAGUAAUGCUGGGUCAGCUUGGCUUUUUCCUGCUCCAGCUGCCCAUAAUAUUCAGGAUGAGAUCCUUGGGUCAGAAAAAUCGAAAUCUCUGCAACAACAACAGGAACAGCAAGAGUCCUUAGACAAACAGCUCUCUCCUAGCCAAAGCCAGGAAGCAGGGAUUCUACCUGACCCUGAAAAAGUGAAGUCGGAAGAAAGCCAUGGAGACGGCUCUUCUGAGAAUGGCAAAGACAAGAUAAGAAUAGAAUCCCCUGUGUUAACAGGUUUUGAUUAUCAAGAAGCAUCGGGCUUGGGGUCCUCAAACCAGACCUUGACAUCUUCUGCAUCCCCUCUGACUGGUUUCAGCAACUGGUCAGCUGCUAUUGCCCCUUCCUCAUCUACAAUGAUUAAUGAAGAUGCAAGUUUUUUUCACCAGGGAGGGGUCCCUGCUGCUUCAGCUAAUAAUGGUGCUCUGCUUUUCCAGAAUUUCCCACACCAUGUGAGUCCAGGGUUUGGAGGUAGUUUUUCCCAGCAGAUUGGACCUUUGUCCCAGCAUCACCCACAUCAUCCUCAUUUUCAGCAUCAUCAUAAUCAACACCAACAGCAAAGGAGAUCUCCUGCCAGUCCCCAUCCGCCUCCAUUUGCCCACAGAAAUGCUGCUUUUAACCAACUGCCCCAUUUAGCCAAUAAUCUUAAUAAACCACCUUCUCCGUGGAGCAGCUACCAAAGUCCAUCGCCUACACCCUCAUCUUCAUGGAGUCCCGGUGGUAGUGGAUAUGGAGGCUGGGGUGGGUCCCAAGGUAGGGACCACCGCAGAGGACUUAAUGGAGGAAUAACACCCUUGAAUUCCAUAUCACCAUUAAAGAAGAAUUUUGGAAAUAACCACAUUCAGAUGCAGAAAUAUGGCAGGCCCAAUUCUGCCUUUGCACCAAAAUCUUGGAUGGAUGACAGCUUGAACAGAGCUGAUAACAUAUUCCCUUUUGCGGAUCGUACAAGGGCGUUUGACAUGCAUUCAUUGGAAAGCUCUCUGAUUGACAUAAUGCGAGCAGAAAACGAUUCCCUGAAAGCAAGGACAUAUGGUCGAAGGCGAGGUCAGUCCUCUCUCUUUCCAAUGGAAGAUGGAUUUCUGGAUGAUGGCAGAAGCGAUCAGCCUUUACAUAGUGGCUUGGGAUCACCACACUGUUUCCCUCAUCAAAAUGGCGAACGUGUAGAGCGUUAUUCUCGCAAAGUGUUUGUGGGAGGUCUGCCUCCAGAUAUAGAUGAAGAUGAGAUCACAGCUAGUUUUCGACGUUUUGGACCUCUUAUUGUAGACUGGCCACAUAAAGCAGAAAGCAAGUCUUACUUUCCUCCAAAAGGCUAUGCAUUCUUGCUGUUCCAAGAUGAAAGCUCCGUACAGGCCCUGAUUGAUGCAUGUAUCGAAGAGGAUGGAAAGCUUUACCUGUGCGUCUCAAGUCCUACAAUCAAAGACAAGCCUGUUCAGAUCCGUCCCUGGAACCUCAGUGACAGUGACUUUGUGAUGGAUGGCUCACAGCCUCUUGAUCCUCGGAAAACCAUUUUCGUUGGAGGUGUUCCACGACCAUUACGAGCGGUGGAAUUGGCCAUGAUAAUGGACCGGUUGUAUGGAGGAGUAUGUUACGCAGGCAUAGACACUGACCCGGAGCUAAAGUACCCAAAAGGAGCUGGGCGUGUUGCCUUUUCAAAUCAGCAGAGUUACAUAGCUGCUAUCAGUGCCCGAUUUGUUCAGCUGCAGCAUGGAGAAAUAGAUAAACGGGUGGAAGUGAAGCCAUAUGUCUUGGAUGAUCAGCUGUGUGAUGAGUGUCAAGGGGCUCGCUGCAGUGGCAAAUUUGCUCCGUUCUUCUGUGCUAAUGUUACCUGUCUGCAGUAUUACUGUGAAUAUUGCUGGGCUGCUAUCCACUCACGUGCUGGACGAGAGUUCCACAAGCCACUGGUGAAGGAGGGAGGAGAUCGCCCGAGGCAUAUUUCAUUCCGCUGGAACUGAGCAACCCAUUGCUUGGCUCACUUUGCAAGCAUCCAAAUAAGUGCACUCUUCUGUUCUCUUAAUCUCCCUCCCUCCUACCAUCUUUAGGAACGCAUGUCCUCUUGUUGUAGUCUGUAUUUUAACAAUAGUAUAAUGAAAGAAUGGCCGACACCAUAGGUAUUUUGUAGAGUCUUGUGUCAUUGAGAACUGUAUUGGAACGCCUCUUGUUCAUAACAAUAUUACUCUGAUGCAUGCAAGUUUCAUGCUGUCCUUUUCAAAUAGCAAGGGAGCAGGGGGACUGCAACAAUUAUUAUUAUUAUUAUUAUUAUUAAUAUAUUAUUUUUUUUAUAUAUAAUUUUAUCGGAGAGCAAAGCUUAAAAGCAAGAAAACUAUUGAGCGAGAAAUAGAGUAUUUUUUUUUUAUUAAAUUAUUGUUAAAUAUAAAGUAACGUAAGAAUACUGUUAAUGUAACCAUGCAACCACAAUAACACUAUGGGUUUGUUGAACAGAUUUUUUUUUUAAAUAUAUAUAUAUAUAUUAUUAGAGGGGAUUUUUUAGCAUCUAUUUAUUUUGUAUUUUUCCAGACUUUAUUGAAAAUAAAAAGUCAGCAGUUGCCUAUUAAAAACAUUGAGCAGUAAACGGCAUGGGCAAACAAUAUAUACUUUUCCAGUCAUAUGAGAUGAUCUGAAGGUUUAGAAAUGGCAGAUGCCUCCAAUUUCUCCACAUCUUUUUAGUUCUAGUUUAUGUCGACCUCUUGUAAACUGGCUAAUUCUCCUUAGAGCUCCAAAUUCUUUUGACCGUGAGCUAUUUGCAUUAAGCUUUUUAAGAAUGUAAAUGUUGAGUGAAGUUACUACUGAGGGGAGUGCACUUAUUUAUUUUUUCAGAGAAAUAAAAAAAAACUUUAAAAAGUUUUAUGAGAAAAACACAAGUUCAGUCAUAGCCCCUUGUUUCCUCUGAAAUCCUACCAAAGCUCCGUAAAAAAUAGGAUAAAUACCCGAAAGGCAGGAAUUUCCUCUCUCCGAAAGAACAAAUGUAUAGAUUUUUAUUUUUUUGAAGCUUAAUAUAUAUCUCUAUAGUUCUGAUUUACCUAAACCUACAUCAGGUGCCAGCUUUUGUUCUCCAUUUUGACACACAAAGCUUGAACGAUACCUCCAGGCAUGGUAGUCGGUAUUUUCCUUUAGCAGUCUUAAAUCUUGACUGGAGCAGGGGGAACCUUCUAUUUUGCAUAAGCCUUUGAAACCUUCACUGAAAGUUACUGUGAAUGGCAGCAAUCUACGCUAAGAUCUCCACAGCCGUCGGGGAUCUGUUGAAUCCGUUGGAUAUGCUCCCCGCAGCAUACAGUCACUUUAUACUUCUGCAUUGUCUGUCCACCAAAAAAGUUUUCACUUCAAAUUGCAGUGACUUUUUCAUCUUGCUGCGAUGAGAAAGCAGCGGAGAGUAGUGAUGUACUGUAAAAACUGCAAACCAUAAUUGCUUUACACAUAGUUUAAGAAAGUAACUCUCAAUGCAGAAUUUCUUGUAGCGGCUGCUUUAUUUUUUCAUAAUCCCUUUCCUGUUCUUAAAUAUCCACUUCUUUGUCUUUCCAUUAGUUAAGCAAAUGGUUGUCAUGUCCAUGUACAGUUUAACGUGGAUUUGGAAGCAAAAUCGUUAAACCAAUCACUUUCCCGGCCCAGGCUGAACAUACAGGGGCAGUUAAAUGUAAGUUGUGUUAGGGUAAUGGCACAUAGUGUUUUGAUUGCUGCAUUGUUUUUGAAUGCUCAAAAUCCCU
This is a messenger RNA of Xenopus laevis (African clawed frog), 4725 nucleotides long. It is a transcript of the gene cpeb4.S, whose product is annotated as cytoplasmic polyadenylation element binding protein 4 S homeolog. The transcript is spliced from 10 exons. The record is from RefSeq and is a predicted model, not a curated record. Gene Ontology annotation, cellular component: synapse; nucleus; cytoplasm. Gene Ontology annotation, molecular function: translation factor activity, RNA binding; mRNA 3'-UTR binding; ribosome binding. Gene Ontology annotation, biological process: translation; negative regulation of cytoplasmic translation; regulation of translation. The coding region runs from base 847 to 2979 and encodes 710 amino acids. Lineage: Eukaryota; Metazoa; Chordata; Amphibia; Anura; Pipidae.